CAUGUCUUUGUGUGUAUGUCCGUGGCGGCCGCGUGGAGUGAAAAGAGGAGCAGCGUCCGGCCGGAGGGAACCCAUGCGGUCCUUGCCAUGACUCGACCCGCGAAGCAGAACCUUCACGCGGCGUGGAUUUUGCUGUGUGUGGCGCAGAUGAGCGCAGUUUCAGGUCUCAAAUGCAUGUGCCAGCUAUGCGACAACCAAGUUUGUGAGACGUUUGCGGACGGCGCCUGCUGGAACUCGGUGAUGCUGGUGGACGGCCGGGAGGAGACGCUCAAAUCGUGCCUUUCUCCGUCCGAGAUGAGAGGUCAGCUUUUUUGCUACAGCUCCCCCAACGCCAAGAGGAACUGCUGUUUCACCGACUUUUGCAAUAACGAGACCCUGCGCUUACAGCCUGAGAGGCCUUCGGAAAACGCAGAAAGCAGCGGCAACAUGUUGCAAUUGGCGGUGGUGAUUGCGGUGCCCUCGUGCCUGCUGUGCGCAGGCGUCGUGCUGGGCGGAGUCGCCGUGCAGCGGCAGCGCCGUGCCUACAGCCGUGCUCGCAAACACGACCCGGAGGACGCCCUUGACGACCGUGCACUAAUGUCAGCCAACAAUUGCCUCAAAGAUCUCAUCUACGACAUGAGCACCUCGGGCUCGGGAUCAGGGCUUCCUCUCCUGGUCCAGCGAACAAUCGCUCGCACUAUCGUUCUUCAGGAGUGCGUCGGGAAAGGUCGCUUUGGCGAAGUUUGGCGAGGAAAAUGGCGAGGAGAGGAUGUGGCCGUAAAGAUCUUCUCCUCCAGGGACGAGAGGUCCUGGUUUCGUGAAGCGGAGAUUUAUCAAACCAUCAUGCUCAGGCACGACAACAUCCUGGGUUUCAUCGCAGCAGACAACAAAGAUAACGGCUCAUGGACUCAGCUGUGGUUGGUGUCCGAGUACCACGAACACGGCUCUUUAUUCGAUUACCUGAACAGGUACACGCUGUCGGUGGAGAGCAUGGUGGUCAUCGCUCUAUCGGUAGCCAGCGGCCUGGCCCACCUGCACAUGGAGAUUAUCGGGACACAAGGGAAGCCAGCCAUCGCUCACCGAGACCUGAAGUCAAAAAAUGUCUUGGUGAAGAAGAACGGCACAGCAGCGAUUGCCGAUUUGGGCUUGGCCGUCAAACACGACUCCAGCACCAACAGCAUCGACAUUCCGACCAAUCACAGAGUGGGAACAAAGAGGUACAUGUCCCCCGAAAUCCUGGACGAGACCAUCAACAUGAGCAACUUUGAGUCCUUUAAGCGGGCGGAUAUUUACUCAUUGGGUCUGGUGUUCUGGGAAUUGGCCCGACGAUGUUCAGUGAGGGGACUUCAGGAGGAUUUCCAGCUGCCUUAUUAUGACCUGGUGCCUUCUGAUCCGUCCGUGGAGGACAUGAGGAAGGUGGUGUGUGAGCUGAAACGGCGACCGAACAUUCCCAACCAGUGGCAGAGCUGUGAGGCUCUGCGCGUCAUGGGCAAGUUGAUGAGAGAGUGCUGGUACGCUAACCCCGCCGCCCGCCUCACCUCUCUGCGGGUCAAAAAGACUGUCGCCCAGCUGUCCACCAUCAAAGAUGCCAAAGAGUGAAGACAUUUCUCAGCCCCACGCUGGGUCAGAGAGGGUGCUGCUGGACUGAGACCGCACCGGGAAGGUACCAUCCCAUGUCCAGGUGGUCUUCAUAGGAUAAAUACAGAAAGUCGAUUGAGGUUGUUCUUGGUGCCAAAGAAUAGUGGAAGGUGCCUGUGGCAGUUUAGCACCAGUUUUGUGGUCAUUAGAACCAAACCAAUGGUAUAAAAACAUGACCUAUGUGGAAACCUUGCUACCUCGUGUAAAGAAGUGCCCUAAAAUUGCUCCUAGUUACCGUGUCGUGCCAUGUUUUGUAGCCAACAGUGUGUUAAAAUGAACUCAUCGGCUGCCAUUGAAAUCCCUAGAUGUCAAAUUUAGUCGUGCUAUUUGCAGAGGUUACACUAUAAAAAGCGUACUUAUUUGUAAAAGGCACUUGCACAGGUGAUCGGAUGUCCUUUAAGUAAAAUGUCCAAAUGCACUGAAAAUUGAAAAGAGGCACUUUGUAUUUUGCACUCCAAGUCAACAGAGGGCAGCACCCUUUUUUAACAUGCUAAAUUGAUUUACAGUGGAAUCCCUUAACUUUUAAGUACAUUUAUUUCCACAACACUUGAGGCCUAAUAGUAAUUCCACCCCUGCAUUGGAGUUUUACUGCUUUAAAUGAAAGUCUUACCAUCAUUUGUACUUUUUUUUUUUUUUUUUAAUUGCUUCACGUAUAUUUUUAGUUGAUGACGCUUUAUAGUGUUCGACAUUUAGGUUUCCACUGCAACUUGAUGCCACCUCUAAUGAUUAAUCAAAAACAAGAAGGGAGAAAAUUCUCUAUCUGUGGCCCACUCAUCAUUGUCAGCUCACUCUUGCCUAAUGAGGAGCCCAUUGGAAUUACAAAACCAGUUGGUCUCUUAACUGCAGUGAAGAAUGUAACAGAAAAGGAAAUUGUCUUCUCAUUGUUCAUUUGUGUUUCCUAGUACCUAACAGUCACAUUCUUUAAAAAUGCGCUAAAAGAUUUUUGCACAGUAAAAGCAUUCCGUUGCCAAAAAGAGCAGAAUGCUAGUUUGGGGACAAACUGAAGCUCAUUCACGAAUGUAAAGUGUAAAUAUUUAUAAUUCUCUUUGUGUUUUCAUUUGAACUGUCAAAGCCAAAGUUGCCUGACGACCAGACAAAUGUUAUAUAGAUAGGGAAAACCUCAGAACAGCAGGUAUUUCAGAGUACUUGAAUAGGAUGUUCUAAAACCUGUUGAAGGGAGAGGACACGCUGACAAGUGUGUGUCUGUGUGCACUUCAAUAUUGAACUUGAAUCUUAGUGGUGUUUGUGAAACUGUGAUUCUGCAGAGCACUUUUUAUUUUCAUUGUGACUACCCAUCCAUUUACAUGCUCUUGUAUUCAAAUUAUAAAGGAAAAUAUUUUCAUAUAUGUUGAAAGAGCAAAUGUAAAGCAUAUAUUUGCAGCUUAUUGUCAUGGACAUUGUGUUGAAAGUAGCACGGUAAAGAAAUCCAAAUGCAGUAUUAAUGAAUGCACUUUUUGUCUUAGCUUGAUUUUUAAUCAUAUUUCAACUUUUAUCAUGUCAGAUUUGCUUUUUCCAUGAAAUUCAAACAUGGAUUGUUAAGACUAUCAAGCAAGGACGUAGGUUUGGUCUCAACAUUUGUAGGGACGAUAUAACAGCAUUACCCACAUGUACACUUUCUGCCAGGGACGGGACAUUAAUAAGACUAUACAGAUUAUUGAACGGGGGUCAGGGCAACAUUUCUCAAGAAUAAGAACCUAAUUAAUUCAUAGGCUAAAUGAUCAAUGCAAAAUAAACCUGUAAUGACAUACUAGCUUUCGUGUGUAUUUGUUCACGUGAUACAAUGUUCAAUUCAAACAUUUCUUUUCAAAAACUACUAAAAAAUAUUUUGAAGUGUAAGUCCCUUUAUUGAUAAAAAUGGGGCGCUACCCAAGAAUGGGUCCACUUCUGGGGGACAACUGGAGCACUCUUAGACUAAAACUAAAGUAUUGUAAUAUAAAAGGGAUUUGGGGAUAAAAUCAAUGAAAAAAAGUCUGAUAUAUCCAAGGACUGAUCUACAUCUGAGGCAUACUAGACUACCCCAGGACUUGAACCAAAAUACUGUCAUGAAAUUGUUGUGUGUGAUUUUAUUUCACAGAUGUUUUUUUCAUGUCAGUGUCGCCCUGAAGUGGACCCAUUCUUUGAUAGCCCCCCCCCCCCCCCGUUUUUUUUUUUUUUUUUUAAAUAAAGGGACUUGCUCUCUGAAGCUAUUGCACUGGAUUACCGUAAUGCACAUAAUGCAAACAAUGAUUGGAAUGAGGGAAGGCUAGCUUGACUUUGUUAUUCCUUGUGGAGGCUGGCCUGACUGCAGUAGUUUUGCAUCUUAGCAAGUUCACACAGUUUAAUGUUAUGCUAACUCUGAUGCAGGUUGGGUUUCAGUAGCAAAAUUAGUGGUGUUUCCACCCCCUCCACAACAUUGACACCUUUUUACAUUACUUACAGUGGCUGCUGCUGGCCGGAAAAUAAAAAAAAAACUUCUAAUAUCCCUCCUCUUCGAAGGGGGCAGAGGAGGCGGCCAUAACGGAUUUUAAGGGGGGCCAGCCC
Molecule: messenger RNA, 4137 nt
Organism: Corythoichthys intestinalis (scribbled pipefish)
Lineage: Eukaryota; Metazoa; Chordata; Actinopteri; Syngnathiformes; Syngnathidae
Product: activin receptor type-1C
Exons: 9
Coding region: 16-1578 (520 amino acids)
Biological process (GO): protein phosphorylation; nervous system development; activin receptor signaling pathway
Cellular component (GO): activin receptor complex; plasma membrane
Molecular function (GO): activin receptor activity, type I; ATP binding
Source: RefSeq, a predicted model, not a curated record